Molecule: messenger RNA, 2111 nt
Organism: Myodes glareolus (Bank vole)
Lineage: Eukaryota; Metazoa; Chordata; Mammalia; Rodentia; Cricetidae
Gene: Prkcz
Product: protein kinase C zeta
Biological process (GO): protein phosphorylation
Molecular function (GO): protein serine/threonine kinase activity; protein binding; ATP binding
Source: RefSeq, a predicted model, not a curated record
UCAGCUGCCGGCUGUAGCUUCCCAGGGGAGCCGGGUACCACCCGGGCCUGGAGACAUGAGGAGGCAGAGAUGUGAGAGGCGGGGAACAGGACAGCCAACCUUGUAUUAGAUGUCUGCUCCUCCAGCAGUAGCCCACCCUGCCUAUUGUCGAUCUGGAGACCCACCCCGCCUAUUGUCGGUCCAGGAGGCCAGGGUCGCAGCAUCGGCUCCUUAAAGGGACGGAAGAUGCCUCCUUGCACACCCACCUUCGGUAGAGCAUAAAGAAUUCUGUGCUGGGGAGGCCUCCGAGAAAGCCGAAUCCAUCUACCGCCGUGGGGCCAGAAGAUGGAGGAAGCUAUACCGCGCCAACGGCCACCUCUUCCAAGCCAAGCGCUUUAACCGGAGAGCUUACUGUGGCCAGUGCAGCGAAAGGAUAUGGGGUCUCGCGAGGCAGGGCUACAGGUGCAUCAACUGCAAGCUGCUGGUCCAUAAACGCUGCCACGUCCUCGUCCCGCUGACCUGCAGGAGGCAUAUGGAUUCUGUCAUGCCUUCCCAAGAGCCUCCAGUAGAUGACAAGAACGAUGGUGUAGACCUUCCUUCAGAGGAAACCGAUGGAAUUGCUUAUAUUUCUUCAUCUCGGAAACAUGACAAUAUCAAAGAUGAUUCUGAGGACCUUAAGCCUGUCAUCGACGGGGUAGAUGGGAUCAAAAUCUCUCAGGGGCUGGGGCUGCAGGACUUCGACCUCAUCAGAGUCAUCGGGCGUGGGAGCUAUGCCAAGGUCCUCCUGGUGCGGCUGAAGAAGAACGACCAGAUCUAUGCCAUGAAGGUGGUAAAGAAGGAACUUGUCCACGACGACGAGGAUAUCGACUGGGUGCAGACAGAGAAGCACGUGUUUGAGCAGGCAUCCAGCAACCCCUUCCUGGUUGGCUUACACUCCUGUUUCCAGACAACGAGCCGGUUGUUCCUGGUCAUAGAAUAUGUCAACGGCGGGGACCUCAUGUUCCACAUGCAGAGGCAGAGGAAGCUACCAGAAGAGCACGCCAGGUUCUAUGCUGCUGAGAUCUGUAUUGCUCUCAACUUCCUACAUGAGAGAGGGAUCAUCUACCGGGACCUGAAACUGGACAACGUCCUCCUUGAUGCUGACGGACACAUUAAGCUGACGGACUACGGCAUGUGCAAGGAAGGCCUAGGCCCAGGCGACACAACAAGCACUUUCUGUGGAACCCCGAACUACAUUGCCCCUGAAAUCCUGCGAGGAGAAGAAUACGGGUUCAGCGUGGACUGGUGGGCGCUGGGCGUCCUCAUGUUUGAGAUGAUGGCUGGGCGCUCUCCCUUCGAUAUCAUCACGGACAACCCUGACAUGAACACUGAAGAUUACCUUUUCCAAGUGAUCCUGGAAAAGCCAAUCCGGAUCCCCCGCUUUCUGUCCGUCAAGGCCUCACACGUCCUGAAAGGGUUUUUAAAUAAGGAUCCCAAAGAGAGGCUUGGCUGCCGGCCGCAGACUGGAUUUUCUGACAUCAAGUCCCAUGCCUUCUUCCGCAGCAUAGACUGGGACCUGCUGGAAAAGAAGCAAGCCCUGCCUCCCUUCCAGCCCCAGAUCACAGAUGACUAUGGCCUGGACAACUUUGAUACGCAGUUCACCAGUGAGCCCGUGCAGCUGACUCCAGAUGACGAGGACGUCAUAAAGAGGAUUGACCAGUCUGAGUUUGAAGGCUUUGAGUACAUCAACCCGCUUCUGCUGUCUGCUGAGGAGUCCGUGUGAGGCCAUGAGCGUCUCCGUUGUGGACACGCCUGUGAAUGACCCUGUCACUUUACCCUUAACCACAGCAUAUGCAUGCCAGGCUGGGCACGAGGCUCCGAGCAGCCAAGGAGGGAUGCUGGCCACCGAGACCGCAGAGGGGCAUCCAGCAGGCACUUCUGGACAGAGCAGUCUCUUGUGUCCAGGCCCCAGAGGCUGGCUUUGUGCUGGAGGAAUAGCUUCCUGUGCCCGUGGCAGCCCUACCAGAGGGCAAGACAGUCACGCCAUUCUGAAGGUGCACAUUUUCCACAGAAACAGAACUCGAUGCACUGACCCGCUCCAGGAAAGUUAGCGUGUAAUGCCCUGAGGAAUAAAAUGUACCGAUGAUGUCGAA